AUGGUCCAAGAGAGCACGAUGAUUUGGUAGGUUUGAAACUGUUUUUAAUUUUGAGACUGUUUCAAAUUUUCAGUGUUGACAACUCUGAAUGGAUGCGCAACGGCGACUUUCCGCCAACACGACUCCAAUCGCAACAAGAAGCCGUCAAUUUGGUGACGAACGCGAAAUUGAGGGCCAAUCCGGAGAACGCCGUCGGAAUCAUCUCCAUGGCUGAGUUAGUUGGGGCCGAAAAGAUGAAGUUGUAAAAUCAGUGAAAACAUGCAUCUUUUAAGUGAAAACGUGGAGAAAUUGAAAUUUUCCAGAAGCGUCCAAGUAUUGUCGAGUCUCUCGACGGAAGCCGGUCGUUUGCUCAUGAAAGUGCACAAUAUUGAGCCGCUUGUGAGUGAAUUUGCAGUGAAUUCUAAAAGGAAUGCAACAAUUUGUAGGGCAAGUGCAACUUCAUCGCGGGCAUCAAAAUCGCUCACUUGGCGCUGAAACAUCGUCAAAACCGGAACCACAAGAUGCGCGUCGUCCUUUUCAUCGGCUCGCCCCUGGAAGAGAUCGACUCGGCCGAGCUGGUGCGCAUCGGAAAGAAGAUGAAGAAAGAGAAGGUGCUGUGCGACGUGAUCAUGUUCGGAGACAACGAUUCGGACGGCCACGAGAAGUUCUCGCAGUUCGUCGACACGCUCAACGGCAAGGAGGGCUCCGGCUCCUCCCUGGUCGUCGUGCCCACCGGCUCCUCGCUCACCGACGCCAUUCUGCAGUCGAGUGUGUGCAGAUCCGAGGACGGGCAGGCCGCUUUCGGAGGCGCCGCAGCAGGGGAGAACGCCUUCGGAAUGGACGUCGACAACGAUCCAGACUUGGCGCUGGUCAGUACUUGCAAAUUCACUGAAAUCGAGGAUAUAAUUUUCAGGCUCUGCGCGUGUCGAUGGAGGAAGAACGUGCCCGUCAGGCAGCGGCGGCGGCUGCGAACGGAGGAAAUGCGGACGGAGGGAAUGCGGCGGCGGAGCAGGAGAUGCCGGCGGCGGUCCCGCUCGAGGAGAUGGACAUGGGCGCGAUGACGGAGGAGCAGCAGCUGGAGUGGGCUCUGCGCCUUUCGAUGCAGGAGAACGCGCCGGGAACGGGCGGAGCGGAGCAGAUGGACGUGGACGGAGAGGGACCGGCCGGAGGGAACGAAGGGGGACUCGACGACCUCAUGAACAACCCCGAGUUGUUGCAGCAGAUUGUCGAUGAACUGCCCGCCGCUGGCGACGAUGUGAGCGCCAUUUUGUUGAGGGCAAAUUUGGGACUGUCUAGAGUUUUUGUGUUGAGCGAAGGAAAUCAACGGAAGAAGUUACAUAUUUCUAGAGCACUCUAUCAUGAAAUCUACAACGACAUGAACGCUAUUUAUGAAAAAAUGAUUGUGAACAAAACUUUCCAUGAGAAAACAUUGUUCAAAAAGAAUAAUGCAGUUUUGCAGGCGGAGAAGGAGGACGAGAACGAGAAGUGA
This is a messenger RNA of Caenorhabditis sp. 36 PRJEB53466, 1468 nucleotides long. Lineage: Eukaryota; Metazoa; Nematoda; Chromadorea; Rhabditida; Rhabditidae. The record is from the annotation of a GenBank genome assembly.